UGUAAACCAAUGGCAUUACGGAACUCACCAUCCUGUACCACGAGUUUUAUUUUCACCGGCGACCUCAAUGUAAAAAGGGCAAAAGCCCCUGGGGACGAGGUUGCUGCUAUACGUCUCUCGUACGCGUUUCUUCCGACCUUUUAUAACCUACGGCCCUGACCCUGAGGUCGAAGUUCGACUGAGUCUAUUGUUCAGUCUUCUUUGAUCGACUUUGUCUUCCCACUUUCACUUUCACUACAAAGAGUUGGUUUGGGUAAAAAACUUGAUGUCAACAAGUAAACGUAAUGUGGAAUUUUUUUUGAAAAUCUUGUAAAAUGACGGAAUUGGAGCGUAAUGUUAGAAGUAUACUUAAUAAACUUACACGUCAAAAGUUUAAAACUUUGGUUGCUAAAAUGUUGGAAUUAAACAUAGAUAAUGAAAAGAAAUUACAAUCAGCUGUAGAUUUGAUAUUUGAAAUUGCUGUCAGUGUACCUCUCUACGCCGUUGCCUAUGCCAACAUGUGCAGAGUUCUUACAGAUAAUUAUAAAUUUUCUGCUACAAAUACAGCCGAAAAAACGUCGACAUGUACAGUUACGUUUAGAAAGCUUUUACUAAAUAAAUGUCAAAAGGAAUUUGAAAAAGAGAGUUCAGAUAAAAAAUUGUUGGAGGAAGAUGGGCUUAAAAAGUUUGAAACAGAAGAAGAGAAAAAGGCAUGGGAAGAAGAACUUAAUUAUAGAGAAAUGAUGAACAGAAGAAGAAUGCUUAGAAAUAUCCGUUUCAUAGGUGAACUAUUUAAAUUAAAGAUGAUUUCGGAAAAUAUCAUGCAUGAUUGUAUUUUAAAACUGCUGCGAGCCAAAAAGCAAGACUCUUUAGAAGACCAACUGGAAUGCUUAUGCAAACUUUUGUCAACAAUAGGAAAAGACCUCGAUCAUGCAAAAGCUAAGCCAAGAAUGGACCAGUACUUUGUUCAAAUUAACAAAAUAAUAGAGAAAAAGAAAAUAUCCUCUCGCAUAAAAUUUGCCCUGCAAGAUGUAAUGGAUCUCAGAGUGAGAGAUUGGGUGCCAAGACGCGAUGAAGGAAACCCCAAAACCAUUGAUCAAAUUCAUAGGGAGGCUAUACAAAAGGAGAAAAAAGAGGAAAUGGCUCGUCAGCAAGACAAAUUGCAACGAAAACUAGAACCAAGAGGCGGGAGAGGUGGACGAGGUAGUCCAAAUGUACGAUCAGGUGGCCCAAGUAGUGAUGGGUGGACAAAUGUUGCUGGUAAAUCAAAUCGUAGUACAACACCAAUUGUUGCUAGUAAAUUUAAAUUGACAAAGAAAGUUACAGAUUCAAAUGAGAUUUCGCUUGGACCAGGUGGUGGUAAACCUGGAGCAUGGUCAAGAAAAGUUUGUGUUAAUGUGCCAUCACGCAGAAGAACUUCAACAAGUGGUUGUGAGCGAAUGAGCAAUGACGAUGGCAGUAGUUCUGCUUUACAACCAGUUAAAUAUAUGACUGGUCCAUCUGAAGAUACAUACAGUGCACCUUCGUCAGGUGCUCAGACUCUGGUUGAAAAAUCUCAAUCGCCAGUUGCAUUGAUUACAGAAGAAAAGAUGAGAAAAACUACUAAAUCAACUGUGGAAGAAUAUUUGAGUUGUGGAGAUGUAAAGGAAGCUCUGUUGUGUAUAAAAAAAUUGAGUUGUCCGUCAAUGCAUCAUGUAUUUGUUGAAGAGAGCAUUUGCGUUGUCCUUGAGAAAAAAACCGAACAUCGUCGUCUUGUAGGCACGUUGCUGCAUUAUUUUAUUAAGGAGCAGUUAUUUAGCACAGAAGAUAUGUGUCAAGGGUUUGCGUCCGUGGUUAAACUAGCACAAGAUUUGGCAUGCGAUGUGCCUUUUAUAUACAAAUAUUUUGGUGAAGUUCUCGGACCGGUCGUCUAUGAUGGAACCCUACCUUUAAAGAAAGUAAAAGACACGCUAGAACCACUCGUUCAACAAAGUAAAGCAGAACUUGUAGUGGAUGAAACGUUGUCUGUGGCUGUGGAACUUGCUGGGAUCUGCCACGAGUGUUGUUUAAAGAUCUGUAUCAUGUGGAAGUGAUAUCUGAAAAAGCCUAUUACCAUUGGGAGAAGAGUAAAGAUUUUCCAGGCAGCAGAGGAGUUACGCUUAGCACUAUGGUUAAAGAAAUAAGAGGAGGAACAGAAUGAAGAAGAGGUCAGCAAAACGCCGACGAUAAACGUUGCAUAAAUAAAUUUAGUGGCUUAAGGUUAAAAUUUUUACAGUAAAAUAUUUUGGAUAGCUUCUACGUGUCAUUAGCGCUUUUUUUUCUGGAUUUACAAAUUUACAUAUAAUUUUUAUUUUUUGUUUUCAAGUAUGCAAAUGCUUUACAGCCGUUUGGUUCGCGUUUUAUUUUCUUUUUUAUUAAUACACGCAUAUGUCUGUCUGUCUGUCUGUCUGUCUGUCUGUCUGUCUGUCUGUCUGUCUGUCUGUCUGUCUGUCUGUCUGUCUGUCUGUCUGUCUGUCUGUCUGUCUGUCUGUCUGUCUGUCUGUCUGUCACGCAAAAUGGUAGCAUAGCUGCGCAAGUAGCGAGACGCACGCGAUGCGGUAUAAAAAAGGACGGGCGAACCCGUGGAUUUUUCCACGGGAUACCGACUAGUUAUUACAAGCUCGUGAGCUUGUAUUAAAACGCAAAUGUGUCCUACAAGAAUGGAAAUUUUUGCCUCUCUGAGCACCGACACGGGAGUCGUCGUGUGUUCGAAUCUCAUCUUGGUAACUAUUUUUACUUUUUUUUUCUUUUUUUUUUUUUAAAAAAGAUAAGACAAGUGUUCAAAACACUUGUUUAACUAACUAGUAAAUAAAGGUGUUUCCACCAAACUUUUUAAAAGUGAAUGUAGGCAGAAUUAACUGAAUUAAUGAAUUUCGCAAAUUUUGGGGUUUGUGGGUUUGUGGUCUUUCUUCUUCCUGUCAGUCGGUUCAGCCAAGACGGACCCAUCGAAAAUUAAAAGUUCGAGGAAUUUUCCGUUCAGGAAGGUCUCACAAAUCAAUUUUGAAAAAUAAGUGUGUAACAAAUAUUAUUGCGUAUCUGAAUAGUAAAAUAUGUCGUGUCUAACUUGUAACAAAAAUCCCAAUUUGAUAGACAGCUUUUUGUAAACUUUAUUCGCGAGGUUGUUUGCGUAUAUCAUACGUCUUGUUGCAAUUACUUUAGACCCCACUCCCUUUAUGUAAAUUUUUAUGUGAAACAGUUUUCAAUGUGUUUUUGUACGUGUCCUCGUGCUGUGUUAUUUAUUGUGUCUGUUUCGUGAAAUAUUCCAGCGUUUUGGUCGACAGACAAAAAAAAAACAAAAAAAAUAUCAUGCUACAUAAUUGUCUAACUAAACGUGAUACUUUUUUGUAAAAUAAUUUAUGUGGAAGAGUAGUGGAUCGGUUAUUUAAGCGAUCUGCUUGAAAGCCUUUUUUGCGAUACUGCGCAUUUGUAGAUUUCGGUAACGUAAAAAAAAAAAAAAAAUUCAACCGUUUAGAUUCAAGCGGAAAGUCUCCAUUAUUGUAUUUUAAAUAUAGAUUAUAUUGUAUUUUUUAUGAGAAAAUACAGAAAAUAUGGUUUGGCCAACAAUUCAAUUUCUUUUGUUAA
Molecule: messenger RNA, 3579 nt
Organism: Hydractinia symbiolongicarpus
Lineage: Eukaryota; Metazoa; Cnidaria; Hydrozoa; Anthoathecata; Hydractiniidae
Product: eukaryotic translation initiation factor 4 gamma 1-like
Exons: 12
Coding region: 315-2051 (578 amino acids)
Cellular component (GO): eukaryotic translation initiation factor 4F complex
Molecular function (GO): mRNA binding; protein binding; translation initiation factor activity
Source: RefSeq, a predicted model, not a curated record